GCUUUGGGGUGUGUCAUGAUCACAACUGAUUGGGCAAAAUCUGCUUUCCCCACACAUCUGAUGUUCACAGAUGAUUACUUUAUUCUAUUAUCAUAUUGGAGUCAAGCAGAUCUAGAGGUUUUGGAUAUAGUCAUGCUACGAAGGCUAGAUGCCUAAUUUCUCCAUCUGCAAUCCACUCGAGUGUCCCAGGGUGUUCCAGUUUUGGAUUAUGUUGAAUAUUGGGCCCCAUCUCCGAAUUCUCCUUAUACUUCCUGUCCUCCAGUUUAGCCAGUCUUGGUCAAUGAACAAUUUUCUGAUGACCGGCCCCAAGGCAUAUCUGAUCUACUCAAGCAGUGUGGCGGCUGGAGCACAGAGUGGUAUUGAAGAGUGCAAAUACCAAUUUGCCUGGGAUCGGUGGAAUUGCCCUGAAAGGACUCUCCAGCUCUCCAGCCAUAGUGGGCUACGCAGUGACUUAAACUACCAAUCCACUGGACCUUCUACUGCAGGCAGCAGUCUCUUUGAUACCGGGCCUACUUAUCCAGUCUGGAGUAUUAAUUUCAACAGGAUCCUCUUCUCCAGGCUGGAAUCUCAAAUCAACCGGACAUUCCCAUCUCGCAGCCAGAUUCCAUUGUCACCGAAUUACCCUCUGCAGUCUGGAACCACCCUUUCAACAGGACUCAUUUCUCCAGCAAAUCGUGAAACCGCUUUUGUACAUGCGAUCAGCUCAGCGGGAGUUAUGUAUACACUGACAAGGAACUGCAGCCUUGGAGAUUUCGAUAAUUGUGGAUGUGAUGAUUCAAGAAAUGGACAACUUGGUGGCCAAGGAUGGUUGUGGGGUGGAUGCAGUGACAAUGUGGGAUUUGGAGAAGCCAUUUCAAAACAGUUUGUGGAUGCGCUUGAGACCGGACAAGAUGCCCGAGCUGCCAUGAAUCUACAUAACAAUGAAGCGGGAAGGAAAGCAGUGCAAAAUACAAUGAAACAAACAUGCAAAUGCCACGGUGUCUCGGGAAGCUGCACCACGCAGACCUGCUGGCUGCAACUGCCAGAGUUUAGGGAGGUUGGCUAUUAUUUAAAAGAGAAAUAUCACAAAGCCUUAAAAGUUGAUCUUCUACAAGGAGUGGGAAACAGCGCAGCCAGCAGAGGAGCCAUUGCUGAAAUAUUCAACUCUAUUUCCAAAAAGGAAUUGGUACACCUAGAAGAUUCCCCUGAUUACUGCCUGGAAAACAAGACUCUGGGUCUACUUGGUACCAAAGGCAGAGAAUGUCUCAAGCGAGGAAAGAUGCUCAACAAGUGGGAGAAGAGAAGCUGCAGGCGUCUUUGUGGGGACUGUGGGUUGGCAGUGGAGAAAAGAAGAGCAGAUAUGGUGUCCAGCUGCAACUGCAAGUUCCACUGGUGCUGUGCUGUGAAAUGCGAGCAGUGCCGUAAAAGCGUGACCAAAUACUUCUGCGUCAAAAAGGAAAAACGUGAGCGGAGUGGAGGUGGUAUAACCCGCAAAAAGGAAGCAAAGCUAAAGAAAAAAAUUUAAAAAACUGUUUUUAUUGACCUGUGACUUUUUGUUUUGUAAAAUAUAGCACAUUUUGUAAAUGGACCUUUUGCCUGGGCCUC
Molecule: messenger RNA, 1584 nt
Organism: Pelobates fuscus (common spadefoot toad)
Lineage: Eukaryota; Metazoa; Chordata; Amphibia; Anura; Pelobatidae
Gene: WNT8B
Product: Wnt family member 8B
Exons: 9
Coding region: 149-1504 (451 amino acids)
Biological process (GO): cell fate commitment; neuron differentiation; multicellular organism development
Cellular component (GO): extracellular region
Molecular function (GO): frizzled binding; cytokine activity
Source: RefSeq, a predicted model, not a curated record